Molecule: messenger RNA, 2400 nt
Organism: Exophiala oligosperma
Lineage: Eukaryota; Fungi; Ascomycota; Eurotiomycetes; Chaetothyriales; Herpotrichiellaceae
Exons: 4
Coding region: 116-2263 (715 amino acids)
Biological process (GO): amine metabolic process
Molecular function (GO): primary methylamine oxidase activity; quinone binding; copper ion binding
Source: RefSeq, a predicted model, not a curated record
CAAGAUCUCUCUCUCUCUCCUCGUCCCCUCUCUUCAUCGACCUCCCCCUCCUCCUGUCUCCGCCACUCAUUAGUUUCAUUCAAUCUCUUCUGCAUUGCGUGCUCCUCUACUCAACAUGGCUGGUCCCCAUGUAAACGGUGCAUCCAAGGGUGUAUAUCCUCAUCCAUUGGACCAAUUGAGUGGCGACGAGGUCAAAAUCGCCCGACAGGCCGUCCUCGAUGCACGGAAGCAUGCCAUCUUGUUCCGCAACAUUUACGCUGUAGAGCCACCAAAGGCCGAACUGGUUGACUUUCUCAAUGCCGAGCAUGCCGGUGAGCUGACGGCGAACACACCUCGUCCACCUCGACAAGCGCGCGCUCAGUAUGAUGUUAUAUAUGAGAAGGGACACCACGAGUAUAUGGAGUCCGUCAUCGACAUCGCCUCGGGAAAGGAAGUGAAUCUCAGAAAGCCGGAGAAAGGAUCCCAGCAAUCCCUAACCGUGGACGAAUUUAGGGACUUCGCCAAUAUUUGCAUGGCAUCGGAGAUGUUCAAAGAUGCCAUCAAGGAACUCAAACUAGAUGCUGAAAAGUUUGAAAUUGCCAUUGAUCCAUGGCCAUAUGGUGGGCCCGACCCUGGCGAGGUCACGCCUCGCUAUACCCAAGGACUCUGCUUCGCCAAGCUGCGCAAUGGCAAUCCAGACACCAACCAUUAUGGCUUUCCUCUGCCGAUCAUUCCUGUGAUGGACACGUACAAGAAGGAGAUCAUCCGGAUUGACAGACUGGCCACUGGAGGCACCGAAGACGGCCUGGAGUACGGUACCGCCAAGGGCAAUGUCCUUGAGCAUUGUCUCCCGGCGGAGUACGUGCCAGAGUUGUUGGACGUUCCUCUACGGAAUGAUGUCAAACCAUUGAACGUGUUGCAACCUGAAGGGCCAAGUUUCUCGGUCAGCGAUGAUUCCCUGAUCGAAUGGCAAAAAUGGAGAUUCAGAGUUGGGUUUACACCCCGCGAGUGCGCUGUGCUACAUGACGUGCACUAUGACGGCCGAAGUGUUUUAUAUCGAUUGAGUCUGUCGGAGAUGACUGUCCCGUAUGGCGACCCCAGGCCACCUUUCCAUCGCAAGCAGGCUUUCGACUUUGGUGAUGCCGGUGCGGGCCGUGCUGCCAACAAUCUUGCUCUUGGCUGUGAUUGCCUUGGAGUGAUCAAAUAUCUUGAUGCCAUGCUUGUCAAUUCAGAUGGUGAACCAUCAUUGUCGCGCAGAUGUGUCUGUAUCCACGAACAGGACAAUGGUAUCGGCUUCAAACACACCAAUUUUAGAACCAAUCGCGCGGUGGUUACGAGGAACCGUGAAUUGGUCGUUCAAUUCAUUAUCACUCUUGCCAACUACGAGUACAUCUUUGCCUACAAAUUUGACCAAGCAGGAGGAAUCACCGUCGAGACCCGUGCCACUGGUAUUGUGUCCGUCGUCAACAUCGACCCGGGUAAGACGAGCCCGUACGGAAACGUCGUGUCGCCUGGAGCCCUGGCGCAAAACCACCAGCAUAUCUUUGCGGUUCGAAUUGACCCGGCCGUUGACGGACAAAUGAACACGAUAUUUACUGAGGAAUCACUACCUAUCCCCAUGAACCCGAAGACGAACCCAUUCGGCAACGGUUACGAAGUUGUCCGCAAGCCUGUCACCAAGUCAUCGUGGAUUCAUGCCUCUCCUUUCACCAACCUCACUGUAAAAAUGGCGAAUGCAAACAAGAUCAAUCCCAUCUCACAGCGCCCUGUCGCUUACAAGUUCAUCCCAUCCGCCAGUCAAUUGAUCUUGGCGGAUCCGGAGUCCAUAGUAGCCAAAAGAGCAGCAUUUGCACACCAUCAUGUUUGGGUGACUAAAUACAAAGACGAUGAACUCUUUGCGGCUGGGGAAUUUACGAAUCAAUCUCAAGUAGAGAAAGGGGGUGUUGCUGAUGCAGUCGCUCGUGAGGAGGAUGUUGAAAACGCAGAUGUGGUUGUAUGGAACGUUUUCGGACUCACUCACAACCCUCGUGUUGAGGAUUGGCCUGUCAUGCCGGUCGAAAUACACCAGCUACAUUUGAGGCCGGCCGACUUUUUUGAGAGAAACCCAGCCCUAGACGUUCCGGGGAUCGAGAAUGCUAGCUCUGUGGAGGUUGGAAGGGAUGCGAAUGGAGCAUGCUGCCAUGGCGCCGAGACCGUCAAGGGCAGUGGCUCUGUCCAAGCGGCGCCAACCUCUCACCUUCAGGGAACCGAAAGUGUCCCUGUAUCACAGAUCAACGGUCAUUAAAUAUCCUAUAUCGGUAAUGGAGCGACAGACAUGGGUCAAAUAGCGGUCUAUCCAAGCAAAGUGCAAUUAAGAAAGUGUUGUGAGGCAGAGAGAUUCAAUCUUUGGAAGCAAGGAAUGUGUUCUCGGGUCAAUGAUAA